CAGCUGAUUCUUUAUUUACCACUUAAUUUUCGAUGGAAAAAAAACGAAAGCACGCAGUGAAUUAGAAAUUGGUUAGUUAAAUAAAUACAUUUUCCCAGCUGAAAAAUGUUUGGAAACCUGAAAAAGAAGCUAAGCAGUGCGAUACAAGAGGGCCUGGUGAUAUCGGAGAAUCUGCAUCAACAAUACCGCCAGCGUGUCAGUUCCGGGAAGUCGGGGAGCACCCAAACCAGUGGGAUUACGACCCCUACAUCCCCAUUGGGUCUCAAUGAGAGUCUUUCCUCGAGUAGAAGCAGUAAUCUCUCUCUAAGUGCUCCCUUCCAGUUAACCGACGGAGUUCCCACUCAUCUAAAUGUAGCAGCGGGUUGCAGUUUGUUGGCCAAGUACGAGGACGAUUGGCAGCAAAUCCAUGGUACCAACGAGGAGAAUGCGGAGAAAGCGGCGGAGAUAGCCACACAAAUCUCAGGUGUUCAGAAAAAUGCCAGCAAUCAGCGCAAAAUUAUCAGUGAGCUGAACAGCAGUCUGGCAGGGAUUCCCACGUUGAUUUCCCAACUUCAAGCCAGUACAAAGAUACUCAAGUCGCUUGAGGAAAUGGGUCAGAAAUUAGAGGUUGAGCUGGAAAAGCUGGAGGAUCUCUGUGAGGAAUGUGAGCUCCAGGAGUUCAUCCUCGAGCAACAGUUUCAACUUUCGCGGCACAAGCAAAAGAAGCUUAACGAACUAGAACAGUACCGCCAGCAAAUAGCCUCCAAACACCAAACUAAGAUCAAGGAUCAGGAGCAGAAACUAUUAAAGCUGCAAAGAGAGCGCCAGGCUGUCUUUGAAGACGCGUUUCGAGGGGACAUGGAGGAGUACAAACAGCAUGGCCAGCUGACAAAAAUUCAAACCACCAGCAACAGGUUGGCUUUAGAAGAAGUUGUCCUUGAAGCCAACGAGGUGGAAACAAAGGAUGCUCUCGAGCAAUUUCUAAAUGGUUAACACUUUACUUCUCGCAAAAGACUUCAGUUUGUGCCUUCAAGUGCAAUAAGCAAAGUAAAUUGUUUAAAUAUUUUAAUGGGGAUUCCAAAAACAAAAACCAUUCAUUUAAGCACUGAAAAUAUUGUGUAAUAGUUUGCACUACAACUUAACACCAGAACAAAUGUAUACAAGGGAAUUAGACUCCCAUAUUAAGAAGCAGUGCCAAAGCUUAUUCAUCAUAAAUAAUGAACAUUUUGAAAGUUGCAAUCAAAUCGAAAGCACAGGAAUCCCCCUAGUAUUUACAAUUUACCAAGUUCAUUGAUGUGGCAACGCCACCCAAUGUCUUGACAGCAUUUUAAAUGAACAUUGUUUUUAUUAUACGUAGCUUUUUUCCCGUUUUAAUAGUGUACACCUGCAGAUGCCUUGUAUUUGUAUGAAUAUAUUAAAAUAGUCAAAACAUA
This is a messenger RNA of Drosophila eugracilis, 1412 nucleotides long. RefSeq names its product dysbindin protein homolog (gene Dysb). The record is from RefSeq and is a predicted model, not a curated record. The transcript has 2 exons. The coding region runs from base 106 to 972 and encodes 288 amino acids. Gene Ontology annotation, cellular component: cytoplasm. NCBI's taxonomy places the organism in Eukaryota, Metazoa, Arthropoda, Insecta, Diptera, Drosophilidae. Gene Ontology annotation, biological process: negative regulation of protein kinase activity.